CAGAAGGCAGCUGCUGCAACCGGGCUCCCUUGCUCCCAGGGUCUGUGAUCAAGCUGUGUGGAUGGGAUGGAACCCGGACCUUCAACACCAGCCCCAAGCGGGUAUGUCCCACCCCUUCAGCAAGUGUUCCAGGCACCUCGCCGACCUGGGAUCGGCACAGUAGGGAAGCCCAUUAAACUCCUUGCCAACUACUUUGAGGUAGACAUUCCGAAGAUUGAAGUGUAUCACUAUGAGGUGGAUAUCAAGCCUGACAAAUGUCCUCGACGUGUCAACAGGGAAGUUGUUGAUUAUAUGGUUCAGCACUUCAAACCCCAGAUCUUUGGAGAUAGAAAACCUGUAUAUGAUGGGAAAAAGAACAUCUAUACGGUCUCUGCAUUGCCCAUUGGCCAUGAAAGGGUUGAUUUUGAGGUGACAAUCCCAGGUGAGGGCAAAGACCGGAUCUUCAAGGUAUCCAUAAAGUGGAUGGCUGUAGUGAGCUGGAGGAUGCUUCAUGAAGCUCUUGGGAGUGGAAGAAUUCAGUUGCCGCUGGAAUCCGUGCAAGCCUUGGACGUAGCGAUGAGACAUCUUGCCUCUAUGAGGUAUACUCCAGUUGGCCGCUCAUUCUUCUCCCCACCUGAGGGCUACUACCACCCAUUGGGUGGGGGGCGUGAAGUCUGGUUUGGUUUCCAUCAGUCAGUGCGUCCAGCCAUGUGGAACAUGAUGCUGAAUAUUGAUGUAUCUGCAACUGCCUUUUACAAAGCCCAGCCAGUCAUAGAAUUCAUGUGCGAGGUGCUGGACAUCCGGAACAUAGAUGAGCAACCAAAAGCCCUCACAGACUCACAGCGAGUACGUUUUACCAAGGAGAUCAAAGGCUUAAAGGUGGAAGUUACGCACUGUGGGCAGAUGAAGAGGAAAUAUAGAGUGUGCAAUGUUACUCGGAGACCGGCUGGCCAUCAGACGUUCCCACUGCAACUGGAGAGUGGACAGACUGUAGAAUGCACCGUGGCACAAUACUUCAAGCAGAAAUAUGACCUGCAGCUGAAAUACCCUCACUUGCCCUGUCUACAGGUGGGGCAGGAGCAGAAACACACCUAUCUACCUCUGGAGGUCUGUAACAUUGUGGCUGGCCAGCGAUGCAUCAAGAAGCUGACUGACAAUCAGACAUCCACCAUGAUCAAGGCUACAGCCAGGUCUGCUCCAGACAGGCAGGAGGAGAUCAGCCGGCUGAUGAAGAAUGCCAGCUACAAUUUGGAUCCAUACAUCCAAGAGUUUGGAAUCAAAGUUAAAGAUGACAUGACAGAAGUGACAGGCCGUGUUCUCCCAGCCCCUAUACUACAGUAUGGAGGAAGAAACAGAGCGAUUGCAACUCCAAAUCAAGGUGUGUGGGACAUGAGAGGGAAGCAGUUCUAUAAUGGCAUUGAGAUUAAAGUCUGGGCCAUCGCCUGUUUCGCUCCACAAAAACAAUGCAGGGAGGAAGUUUUAAAAAAUUUCACAGACCAGCUUCGUAAGAUUUCCAAGGAUGCAGGGAUGCCCAUCCAAGGCCAGCCAUGCUUCUGUAAAUAUGCUCAGGGGGCUGAUAGUGUGGAACCCAUGUUCAGACACCUCAAAAAUACUUACUCUGGGCUCCAGCUCAUUAUUGUCAUCCUGCCAGGAAAAACCCCUGUAUAUGCGGAAGUGAAGCGAGUUGGGGACACGCUCCUGGGAAUGGCCACUCAGUGUGUGCAAGUGAAGAAUGUUGUCAAGACCUCCCCUCAAACACUCAGCAACCUCUGCCUGAAGAUUAAUGUAAAACUAGGCGGGAUCAAUAACAUUUUAGUACCUCAUCAACGCUCUGCGGUCUUCCAGCAACCAGUCAUCUUCCUUGGAGCUGAUGUAACCCAUCCACCUGCUGGUGAUGGGAAGAAACCCUCAAUCACGGCAGUUGUAGGCAGUAUGGAUGCCCACCCAAGUCGCUACUGUGCCACGGUGAGAGUGCAGCGACCUCGCCAAGAGAUCAUUGAGGAUUUGUCCUACAUGGUGAGGGAACUUCUCAUUCAGUUUUAUAAGUCUACACGCUUCAAACCCACCAGAAUCAUCUUUUACCGAGAUGGUGUACCCGAAGGACAGCUACCGCAGAUUCUACAUUAUGAGCUUUUGGCAAUCCGGGAUGCUUGUAUCAAACUGGAGAAAGACUACCAACCCGGCAUCACAUACAUCGUUGUGCAGAAACGCCACCAUACGCGGCUUUUCUGUGCUGACCGUAGCGAGCGGAUUGGAAAAAGUGGGAACAUUCCAGCAGGAACAACAGUCGACACCAAUAUCACACACCCCUUUGAGUUUGACUUUUAUCUGUGCAGUCACGCGGGAAUCCAGGGCACAAGCCGUCCUUCACAUUAUUAUGUCCUAUGGGACGACAACAGAUUCACUGCUGAUGAGCUGCAGAUCCUCACCUAUCAACUGUGUCACACAUAUGUGCGUUGUACGAGAUCAGUCUCAAUACCUGCACCUGCAUACUAUGCUCGCCUUGUGGCAUUCCGAGCACGAUACCACCUUGUAGACAAAGAGCAUGACAGUGGAGAAGGUAGUCACAUUUCAGGACAGAGCAAUGGGAGGGACCCACAGGCCUUGGCAAAGGCGGUGCAGGUUCACCAAGACACGUUGCGCACCAUGUAUUUUGCCUGAUGGCCUUCCAUGAGUCUUCUUGGUGGAUAUCAUCUGUGUUUGACUUGUUUGUACCAUAAAGUACCUCAGUGGCUCAGAUGAAAUAUGUUUCAAUUGGGCUUGGGCCUAGCAGAAGAAAGGGUACCUCAAAAGAAGCUUACAGACCCAACAUACUCCUCUGGGACUAUCUUGGAGAUGAUAGAUGUGGAUUAUUUUAUUUUUUUUAAAUCUGUUUUGCGUGUUGUGGAAUGGAACCCACAAGAAAGAGCGUCAUUGGUUUACUCUACAAUCCAUGAAGGCAACACCUGGUAUCUUCUGCAGGUGUCCUCUGAAUGCAACUACAAAAUGUAUUCCUUGAUGACUUGAAAUGCAAUACUCCAGACAAAAUAACUGUGUGACACUGAGCCCUGUUCUCCUCUACUGGAGAUGGAAAACUUUGCAAGAUAAAUUGGGAUGAAAGAUAAAGGAAGAGACAAGCAGUUUAGAGCCUUAAAGGAAAGAGUAACUGAUUUUGUUUGUUUUUAUUUUUUUAAAUGUUAGUUUUAAUAAGGUAACAUGUUACAGACAUGGACCAUCUCCCUUGCAGAUGCUCAGUCACCACAACUUUUACAUGAGGUGCUCAUGCACUUGAAUCACAGCCAGCACAAAUUUCCACUCCUUUUUUUAAAGAAUUUAAUAGGUCUCUAACAAUAAUAUCCCCUAUUAUCAGGGGUAUUGAUUGCUUCUGGGCCCAUUGUGGUUUCCACCCACCAGUAGAUGUGUAAAACGUUGUAUGCUAAAGAACUUGUGCUUUAACAGAGCAAAUGUAUACAUACUCGAUGAGGGAAGUCCUGCUGUCAGCAUUCAAAGGCAAGAACUGUCUGUGAAGAUUGAUUUUCAAAUCGUCUGUGAAAUUCGCUGGUGCCAAAUAGCCUUCUUCCAGUGAAGCAGUGUGGAAGCUGGUUAUUCGAAGCAAUAGAGUGUUUAAUAUCCACUCAUGACCUGGUCCCCUGUGUGCCUUCAUGUCUCAGAACAAUGGUUUGCGACCGUUACAAAUUCACUUGGUGAGGAAGCGAUAAGAUGGUUAGAGGUGGUAGCAGAAAAUCUGGAUUGAGCAAAGUGCCUUGAACCUUUUUAGUGCUAGACAAGGCAUGUAAGAGAUACCUGUUUAUACUUCUCUGGCUCUGCAUAAUGUAAGCAGAGUCGUUAUAUGUAAACUUAGCCUAUCAUCCAAAAGAAGAUCAACGAAAGCUGUAUACAUCAACCUCUUUAGCAGAAUUUGGUUUCCUUUGUCAAACAGUAGACUGCAAACGCUCAGAGUGUGGAUGGGAGAGACCUAUGCAAGAGUGACACAAAUGUAUCACAAUGAAAGAUCACAAUAUUAUGAUUAAUUUUUUUUAUGUAAAACACAUGUACUUCAGCCUACAGUUGCCCCCGAUUGCACUGCAAUAUUAUUUAUUUUUCCUUAGCAAAUUUUGUGACUCCAAUUGCAACGUAUAGCAUUCCAUUCUCUCCUAUCCAAUCUUGGAAUGCGGCGGCAGUUUUACAGUAACAGUUGGUUGAAAGUUGCAGAGGAUGGGAUAUGGGUUAAAUAAUGGUAUUUUUCUUCAUUAAUGUAUAUUCUUCCAUUAUUUAAAGGAAGACUUGUGAAGGGUAUCUGAAUACAGAUGCAGUAUCAUUAACACAACUGUAGGUCCAUCUAAAUCAUGGGCAAAAAUAGGUUUCUCAAAACCCAAUAAUAUUAUGAAAGGACGUCUUGUUCCAACAGUCUGUAGCUUUAGGGGAAUCAUAUAAAGAUGGAAAUAAAUUGUACUCUCUUUAAGCUGCAAGCACAUACUAAAAUGGGAACCCAGGAUACUAACUAGAUCUGCUUACCUUCUUAUAGAGUAUGACGCGAAAAUGAAUUAAGCACGGGGUUAACGUGUUUUAUUUUAAUUUGGUUUUCAAAAUUAGUGUUGUUUUUUUUUGUAUGUACACUAUGGAGCCAACUGUACUUAGAGGCAUAGAAUCAUACAUUUUGUGGGUAAACCAUACAGAACCAAGUACAAAUACAAUGAUGAAAGGUCUACUAAGUUCAUAGAUGACAAAUUUUUCUCCCCUCUUCCUUCCAUUGCCAUCUCAAAGCACCAAUGUUUCCUUUUAGAUAGCAUGUUUUCUUGCAACAUAUUAUCUAUUAAAGUCCUUUUCGUGGGCAUGUUCAGGUUUCACAACACAGUAAUCUGUAAACCAUAGGCCCGUGUUCGAGGCUCAGAGAGUUGUACUUUGGUAAAUGAUUAAGGUUUUUUUUAAUGGAAAAACUUUGAAUGCCCAUUUGACCUAA
This is a messenger RNA of Pelobates fuscus (common spadefoot toad), 4918 nucleotides long. Its product is annotated as protein argonaute-1. The transcript has 19 exons. The record is from RefSeq and is a predicted model, not a curated record. The coding region runs from base 67 to 2640 and encodes 857 amino acids. Gene Ontology annotation, biological process: regulatory ncRNA-mediated post-transcriptional gene silencing. Lineage: Eukaryota; Metazoa; Chordata; Amphibia; Anura; Pelobatidae. Gene Ontology annotation, molecular function: miRNA binding; single-stranded RNA binding; protein binding.